This is a messenger RNA of Thunnus maccoyii (southern bluefin tuna), 2180 nucleotides long. It is a transcript of the gene nek6, whose product is annotated as NIMA-related kinase 6. The transcript is spliced from 10 exons. Gene Ontology annotation, biological process: protein phosphorylation. NCBI's taxonomy places the organism in Eukaryota, Metazoa, Chordata, Actinopteri, Scombriformes, Scombridae. The coding region runs from base 379 to 1308 and encodes 309 amino acids. The record is from RefSeq and is a predicted model, not a curated record. Gene Ontology annotation, molecular function: protein kinase activity; ATP binding.
GGCUCCAUCCCAAACAACAGGGCGGAGUGAAGCUAGAGGGAGCCUUGACGUUUGACCUACUUUUCAACAAACACUUGUCACAAGCUCACCAUCGCUUCCCUGCGCAGAGGUUGGACACUUUAAAGUUUCCCUCCUCUCAUUCAGUAAGUUGUCAGUAAACUCCGUGGACCAGCCUGCGUGGCAGCAGCGGCACAAACCGCAGAGACGCAGAGAGGAGGACUCGGGGAACGGAGGAGGGGUCCGUCUGUCUGUCUGUCUGUCGAUGCGAGGAGUUGCACAAUAACACGGACCCAUGUAACUUGGAGAAACUGUUCAGAGCUUUCGAGUAAGCGGGACGUUAUUGACUCCUCUUCAGUUGUACGUGGGUGUGAUGCCACCAUGGAGGCACAGAACAACAACCAGCCAACUUUAGACAACCACAACAAUAUCUACAAGAUACCUGGUCAAGAGGAUCAGAAAAACAUGCCAAGCUGUAAGUACUGCUGCACUCUGUCAAACUUUCGGAUUGAGAAGAAGAUAGGUCGGGGCCAGUUCAGCGAGGUCUACAAAGCCACAUACCUGCUGGAGGGACAGCUGGUUGCACUCAAGAAAGUCCAGAUCUUUGAGAUGAUGGAUGCCAAGGCUCGCCAGGACUGCAUCAAAGAGAUCGAUCUGUUGAAGCAGCUGAAUCACCCCAACGUAAUCAAAUACUUAGACUCCUUUAUUGAAGACAAUGAGCUCAACAUUGUUCUGGAGCUGGCAGAUGCUGGAGAUCUGUCCCAGAUGAUAAAGUACUUCAAGAAGAAGAGGCGGCUCAUCCCAGAAAGGACUAUAUGGAAAUAUUUUGUGCAGCUCUGCAGCGCUCUGGAGCACAUGCAUUCACGUAGAGUAAUGCACCGUGAUAUCAAGCCAGCCAACGUGUUCAUAACAGCCACAGGGGAAGUAAAGUUGGGUGACCUGGGAUUAGGCCGCUUCUUCAGCUCUAAAACCACUGCAGCACACUCUUUAGUGGGGACACCCUACUAUAUGUCACCAGAGAGGAUCCAUGAGAAUGGAUACAAUUUUAAGUCAGAUAUCUGGUCCCUGGGAUGUCUUCUGUAUGAGAUGGCAGCACUGCAGAGUCCGUUUUAUGGUGACAAGAUGAACCUCCUCUCCCUCUGCCAGAAGAUAGAGCAGUGUGAUUACCCUCCCCUCCCACCUGACCAUUACUCUGAAAAGCUGCGGGACCUGGUAAGCAUGUGCAUCAACCCAGUCCCAGACCAGCGGCCAGACAUUGUAUUCGUGCUUCAGAUCGCCAAACAGAUGCACAUGUGGACUUCCAGCACCUGAGCACCAUCCCCUCUGCUCAGUCUGAGGACCUUAAACCACUAGAUGUGAGCUCCAUCUGGUCUUAUUUGCCUUACCUUCAUCUCGUCAGGAGGAAACCAUGGAAAGACUUGUACAAGUGGACUGUGAUGUUCAGACGUCCAAACACCCACUCUUUUUUUUAACCGUUAUUUAUUCAGGGAAGUUUCACUGAGAGGAAGCCUCUCUCUUUUGCAGGAACACCCUGAUCACAUUCACACAGUUACACACACCUGGAAGCUGCUCAGUACAGCCACAGUCUGAUCUGCCGACCACUGAGCAGCUCUACUGGAGCACUUGGGGUUAAGGGCCUUGCUCAAGGGCACCUCAGUGGUGGUAAUGAGGAGGGGCAAGUUCUUCUUCUUUUUCGUUUACCCCACCCAGAUUUAUCCUGCCAGUCCAGGGAUUGAACCGACCUUCCGGUCACAAGCUCGCUUCACACGGAGAAACUUCUCAUGGCUUCGCAUUUCUUCUCAUCGAGGAUGUGAAGAGGUGUGUUAGUGGUGUAGCACUCAUGGGAAGUGGAGUUUACUAAAGCGCACUUGUUCUAUAUAUAUGAGAGGCGACUGCAUUUACUGAGAGAGAUUUGUGUCUCACCAUGAUGACGUCACAGGUUUCUCUAAGCUUAUUUUUUGUAUAACUCCACAGGGGUUGCAUUCCAAGUUCAUACCCUGUGUUUCAGGUAAAGUGUGUGCAGUAGAGCUGGGCAAUUUGAAUAUUUAUUAUCUAUCGUCUAUCAUAGUAAUCACAUCAUAUCAUAUCAUAGUAAUACAUUUUCUUUUAUACUGUCAAUUUAAGUACAUAGUUAAGGGGUCUAAAUGGACAUGUACUAAAUACUUAUUAAUUACUGAGUCACA